Molecule: messenger RNA, 2743 nt
Organism: Labeo rohita (rohu)
Lineage: Eukaryota; Metazoa; Chordata; Actinopteri; Cypriniformes; Cyprinidae
Gene: surf4l
Product: surfeit 4, like
Exons: 6
Coding region: 170-979 (269 amino acids)
Biological process (GO): Golgi organization
Cellular component (GO): endoplasmic reticulum; endoplasmic reticulum-Golgi intermediate compartment; membrane
Source: RefSeq, a predicted model, not a curated record
GCAGGGCAUUAUGGGGCGGAGAUGGCAUUCUAGUACACACAGACGACGGCAUAGCAAGGCUAGUACGAGACCUGUAACAUACCUGCGAGCGGACACAGAUAUCGACUAAAAGCAGUCAAACAAGCAAACGUGUCCUGCAAACGGGAAUCGGCUCUCGGAUUUUGGCGUCAUGGCUCAAAAUGAUUUAAUGAGCAACGCGGAGGACGUGGCGGAUCAGUUCCUUCGAGUGACGAAGCAGUACCUGCCCCACAUAGCGCGUCUCUGUCUGAUUAGCACGUUCCUGGAGGACGGCAUUCGCAUGUGGUUCCAGUGGAGUGAGCAGAAAGAAUAUAUUGAGACGACGUGGGGAUGUGGCUUCUUCCUGGCUUCGCUGUUUGUUUUAAUCAACUUACUUGGACAGCUGGGUGGUUGUAUACUGAUCCUGAGUAGGAAUUUUGUGCAGUAUGCCUGCUUUGGAUUAUUUGGGAUCAUCGCCUUACAGACGGUUGCCUAUAGCAUUCUUUGGGACCCGAAGUUUUUGAUGAGGAAUUUGGCUCUGGGUGGAGGUCUGCUGCUGCUGCUUGCGGAGUCACGCUCUGAGGGCAGGAGUAUGUUUGCUGGGGUCCCCACGAUGAGAGAGAGCUCUCCUAAACAGUACAUGCAGCUGGGUGGCAGAGUCCUGCUUGUGCUGAUGUUUAUGACGCUCCUGCACUUUGAUACAAGCUUCCUCUCGAUCUUGCAGAACCUGGUGGGCACAGCUCUUAUUGUCCUAGUGGCAAUCGGUUUCAAGACUAAACUAGCCGCCCUCACCCUGGUCGUCUGGCUGCUGGCCAUCAACGUGUACUUCAACGCUUUCUGGACCAUACCAGCCUACAAGCCCAUGCACGACUUCCUGAAGUACGACUUCUUCCAGACCACGUCGGUGAUCGGAGGCCUUCUGCUGGUAGUAGCACUAGGCCCAGGUGGAGUGUCCAUGGAUGAGAAGAAGAAAGAGUGGUGAGACAGGACUGAACUCAAACGGCUCACUCGCUCACUCAGUAGUUUGCCCUUUGGCAACAGCUUUCACACAAAGCAGGUACACUACUUAGGGAGGAACGAGCCAGUUGAGACGUGGCCUCACAAACACCCCAGGACCAACAGAACGACCCGUUCUCCACAUCUCAUGCACUGUCUGUGUGUUUCAUCUUGCGUGCUUACUGAAUUAUUUCUACCAGCACUUUUAGACAUAUUAGUUUAUCAUAUUUAUUUUCUAAGGUUCGGGUCCGAUUCUGUUAUUUGAGAACCCCCUUGAAAAUCUGAAACAUCCGUGUUAUCAAAGCUGCGAUUGUGUUGAACGAAUAACAAUGAUCUCCUUUUCCAUUUUUCUCUGCCUUUUUAUUUCGGUGCCAAUUGCAAGUUAGCAAACCAAAGACAUAUCCUUCAGAUAUAUACGUCAUUCUGCUUUUAAGUUCAUUUAAGCCAUUUAAUUCACAAAAUUAAUUUGAAGUAAAAUGCAGAUGUCAUUUGAUAUAUACGUCAUUCUGCUUUUAAAUUCAUUUAAACCAUUUAAUUCACAAAAUUAAUUUGAAGUAAAAUGCAGAUGUCAUAAAGUUUUUUUUUUUUUUUUUUUUUUUUUUUUUUUUUUUUUUCGGUCAGUCUUGUUCCAAGUGCUGUCUAUGGGCUGGACUUCAACUAAUAUUGUUGCUGUGUAAAAAAAAAAAAAACUGUUGCACACUGGUUGUUUUAAAUGUGUUGAUCUGUCCCCAUCAACAAGCCAAACAGGUCAUCGAAGAUUUCGCAAAAAAAGAUUGAAGAAGUAUUGAAAAUUUUUUACCAUUACUUUACCAGACGGAAAAGUUUAAAGGCUAUUUUGAAGAGCGUUCCAUUCCAUUCUAAAGAUUCGUUGGCAUCUCAUGUCCGUGUAAGAAGCUGUUAGUUAGCGUGUUCGCUGUUGUCAGGUCACUUUGAAGUUUACAAAAAGUGAAUUAUAGUGUUUCUCGAAACAAGCAGAGAGUGAGAUGACAAUAUUGAAACCCUGUGGUUUGUCAGACUCAGUGUUUAUCCUCUUUGUACAAAAAAUGACAGAAAAAUAUUGGUUUUCUAAGUGUUUUAAAUAUUUGUUUUGACAUAUAAAGGGAAAAGAAAAAAUGUCGUUGGUUGUUUUAAUUUUUCUUUUUUAAUCUCUAGGUUUUUUUGUUUUUUUUUUAAAGUAAUCAAUAAAAUUAGUGAUAUUCAAAAAAACAGCCCUUCUGGUCUAAAUGACAUGAACACAGAUGAAUGGUUGUCUGAACAUAAACAAAAAUGUUUGAGACAUUAUUUUUCGUAUUUAAAACCGUGGUCGUGUCAGGUGUCUCCCAAACCUUCACAACAAGCAGGAAGUCAAAAGAAAAUUUCCUCAAACAUUUAGCACAUAAAUGUGAAGUGGUAAGAUUUUGUGUAGGCCUAAUCUUUAGAGUUACAUUAGCUAUCUUUGCAUGCCUCAAGAAUGAUUGACCUAAUAUUAAUGUACUACACUUAUACAUAUGUUUUAAAAUAUAGAGAAUAUUUUUAAAGGAAAUCCUUUUAAAAUGGUAUUGUGUGUCUGUCUGCAGAUUUCUUCUUGAAAACCCCAAAAAGCAAAAAUGUGACUGUGCAGAAAGACUCGUCAUGUGUGCAUUAUCUGCCUUUUGUGCUUGUUAAGAGAACACUAAAUCAGCUGUUUUUGCUAGACAACAUUUUUAUAUAGACCAGGGGUCACCAGAUCUGGUCCUGGAGGGCCGGUGUCCCUGCAAAGUUUAGCUCCAAC